AUGGCUGUUACUACUGGGUUUCAGAACAGCGAGAAAGAAUCGUUGCAAGAGGUUACUAAGAGAAAGAACGAAAAUGAUUCUAUCAAUGAAUUGAUUAACGAGAAAGAGGAUUUGUCUAAGGCUAAAUCUGCCAAUGCUGAUGAGGAUUCCGCGUGCAAGGGUCCUUUAUAUCGUUUGGAGGCUAUUUUGAUGCCAAUUAUAUUUACAGCCGUUGCAUUCUUUACUAGAAUGUAUAAAAUUGGUGCUAACAAUCAUGUUGUUUGGGAUGAAGCUCAUUUUGGUAAGUUUGGUUCUUUCUAUUUGAGACACGAGUUUUAUCAUGAUGUUCAUCCACCUUUGGGUAAGAUGUUGGUUGGUCUUUCUGGUUAUAUCGCUGGCUACAAUGGUUCUUGGGAUUUUCCAUCUGGCCACGAAUAUCCUGAUUAUAUUGAUUUCGUUAAAAUGAGACUAUUCAAUGCUACUUUCUCUGCAUUGUGUGUUCCAUUGGCUUACUACACUGCCAAGGCUUUGAAACUAUCUUUGCCUUCCGUAUGGUUAUUCACUGUUUUGGUUCUUUUUGAAAAUUCUUAUUCUACCUUGGGUAGAAUGAUCUUAUUAGAUUCGAUGUUGCUGUUUUUCACUGUUGCUUCUUUCUUUUGUUUCAUCAAGUUCCAUAAUCAAAGGAAUAAACCUUUCAGUUGCGGAUGGUGGAGCUGGAUGUUUUUUACAGGUUUAAGUUUGGGUUGUACAAUUUCUGUCAAGAUGGUCGGUCUAUUCAUUAUCACUUUAGUCGGUAUUUACACUGUUGUAGAUCUAUGGAUCUUCUUGGGUGAUAAAAAGAUGUCAUGGAAAACUUACUCAGGCCAUUGGUUAGCAAGAAUUAUCUGUUUGAUUAUGGUACCAAUUGCUGUCUUCAUGAUCUGUUUUAAGAUCCAUUUCUCUUUAUUAACCCAUUCUGGUAAAAAUGAUGCUGUUAUGCCUUCAUUAUUUCAAGCCAAUUUAAUUGGUAAUACAUUAGGUCAAGGUCCUCGUGAUGUUGCUUUAGGUUCAUCCACUGUUUCCAUCAGAAAUCAAGCUUUGGGAGGUGCUUUAUUACAUUCUCACGUCCAAGGUUAUCCUGCAGGCUCUAAGCAACAACAAGUCACUGGUUAUGGCCACCAAGACGCUAACAACGAUUGGAUUUUCCAUAGGAUUAGACAAUUGCCAUUGUACAAUGCAAACGAAACUGAUAUUGAAUACAUUUUAGAUGGCGAAACUUAUAGACUUGUCCACAAGAAUACCAAUAAGAAUUUACAUUCUCACCAGGUUGCCGCUCCAGUUUCUUCAACUCAAUGGGAAGUUUCUGGAUAUGGUGACCACAAUACCGGUGACAACAAAGAUAAUUGGAUUGUUGAAGUCGUCGACCAAAAAGGUAGCGAAGACAAAUCAAAGCUUCAUCCUUUGACCACAUCAUUCCGUUUGAAGCACGCCGUUUUGGGUUGUUAUUUGGCCCAAUCCAGUAACAGACUACCAGAAUGGGGUUUUUCUCAAAGUGAAGUUAUUUGUUUGAAGAAUCCUUUCAAGCGUGACAAGAGAACUUGGUGGAAUAUUGAGCUUCACGUAAAUGAAAAAUUACCAACUAUUGGUGAAGAUUACAAAUUUCCAGGUAAUGGAUUUUUGAAGGACUUUGUUUAUUUGAAUCUAGCUAUGAUGUCUACCAAUAAUGCCUUGGUCACAGAUCCAGACAAAUUAGAUAGAUUGGCCUCCUCUGCUUGGCAAUGGCCUACAUUAAACACUGGUUUAAGAUUAAACGGUUGGCACGAUGAUAAUGUUAAAUACUAUCUAAUGGGUACACCAGCCUCGACUUGGGCUUCCACUGCAGCUGUACUAGGAUUUAUGGUUUUGGUAAUUAUCUUAGUAUUAAGAUGGCAAAGACAAUAUAAUGAUUAUCAAAACUCCGAUAAAGUCAAUUUAUUCUUGAUGGCAGGUGUUUAUCCAAUGUUUGGUUGGGGUUUACAUUUCUGUCCAUUUGUAAUUAUGGCUAGAGUUACGUAUGUUCAUCAUUAUUUGCCAGCUUUAUAUUUUGCGUUAAUUGUUUUAGUUUACUUUUUUGAAGCCGGAACUCAAUUAUUAACUAAAACUAAGACUGGUAGGAUGAUUAGAAUUGGUAUCUUUGCUACAUACAUCACUGCCGUAAUUGCUUGUUUCUGGUACUUCUCUCCAAUUACUUUCGGUAUGGAUGGUCCUAACAAGAAUUACUCAUACUUGGCAUGGUUGCCAGGUUGGGACAUCUCUGAAAAAUAA
Vanderwaltozyma polyspora DSM 70294 is the source of this 2262-nucleotide messenger RNA. RefSeq names its product dolichyl-phosphate-mannose-protein mannosyltransferase PMT2. NCBI's taxonomy places the organism in Eukaryota, Fungi, Ascomycota, Saccharomycetes, Saccharomycetales, Saccharomycetaceae. Gene Ontology annotation, molecular function: dolichyl-phosphate-mannose-protein mannosyltransferase activity. Bases 1 to 2262 code for a protein of 753 amino acids. Gene Ontology annotation, biological process: protein O-linked glycosylation via mannose. Gene Ontology annotation, cellular component: membrane; endoplasmic reticulum. The record is from RefSeq and is a predicted model, not a curated record. The transcript has a single exon.